CACACACACACACCAUGGUCAAGCCGCCGAAGCGCGCGUCGAAGCGCACGUCGACGAAGCAGCGCGAGAAGAUCAAGAAGAAGGUCUCGGAGCACCACCGCAAGGCGCGCCGCGCCGCCAAGAAGGACGUGACGUGGAAGAGCAAGAAGCGCGUCGACCCGGGCAUCCCCAACUCCUACCCCUUCAAGGAGCAGCUGCUGCAGGAGAUUGAGGAGAAGCGGAAUCGCGCCGAGGAGGAACGCAGAGCGCAGAAGGCGGCGCGCAAGACUGGCGCACUGCCGGCAGCAGAGAGCGACGACGAGGACGCCGAGGCAGCCGACGAGGUCGCCGCAGUGGGCGACGAGGACGAUGCGGGCGAGGGAGGCGAGGCGUCGAUUGCCGCCUUGCUGGCGCAGUCCGGCGCGCUUGCCGAGCCCGCCGUGCCGCUCACCUUUCGUGGCACACUCGCGGACCUCUACGCCGCCACGCAGCCGGCCGCCGAGCCGCGUCUGCGCGCCAUUGUGUUUGCGGUGGAUGCGAGAGAUCCGAUUGGAUGGCGCACGCCGCUGCUCGAGGAGGAGCAGGUGGAUGCGCAGAAGAUCAUUGCCCUCACCCGUGCCGACCUCGUGCCGCUCGAGACGCUCGCAGCAUGGCAAGCGUCGAUUGCCGCAUCUUCGGGCUUCCCCGUCUUCCCCAUUGCCAGCCCGCCAGCGGGCGAGAGCAAGGGCAGCGAGCCGCUCAUCGAGCUCCUCAUGUCGCUCGUGCCGGCCGCCGAGAGGGCGCCGCCUGCUGCUGUCGAGGCGGAGGAGGCAGAGGGCGAGGAGGAGGAUGCAGACAUCAAGAAUGCCGUCGUGGUGGUGGGCAUGGAGCACUCCGGCCGCACGACGCUUGCCAAGCUCCUGGCCGCCUCUCUGAGUGUCGCAGCCUCCGACGCAGCGCACGCCGCCACGACAGUGUACGACUCUCCGCCAUUGGUCGCGGCCACUGCGCGUGCGGCGCACCUCAGUGCCGCAGAGCAGGCGGAGGUUGAGGCGGCGGAGGAUGCAGAGGAUGCAGCACACGAGGCUGAGGAGGAUGGAGAGGCCGAGCUGGAGCGCGAGCGGGCACGCGAUGAACGCGCGGCCAUGCGCAUCCUGAUGCGCAACCAAGGCGCCGUGGAGCGCAUCAAGGAGCCAUUGCCUUUGGUGUACGCCCUCGUCCGCCGCGUCAUCAGCCCGACGGACCUGAUGCUGGCAUACAACGUGCCUGCCUUUGGCUCCUUUGUGCCCAGCAAGCACGUCGAUGGCUUUGAAGACCGCGCGCUGAGCGAAAAGGCCGCCAAGGACGCAGAGGAGUUCCUGAUUGGCCUGGCGCGCGCGAGGGGGCGCAACAAGAAGGGCGACAUUCCGGAUACGAUUGCCGCCUCGCGCAUCCUGCUGCGCGACUGGUCGAGCGGAGCGUUGGGCUACUACACUGCGGCGCCCGCACAAGGCGCGCCCGCAAGCGAGGCCGACGUCAAGGCGGCCAAGGCACAGCUGGCGCAGACGCUCGGCGGCGCCAUGCAGCCGCGGAAAGAGUGGCGCAAGCGCUUCGAGGGCCGUGAAGUGCGCCUGCGCUCGAUGGGACAGAGCCUGCUGGACGAGCGUGUGGCGCUCAGCAAGGUGCGGGAAGUCGUCGUGGAGGAGGAUGAGGAGGAUGAGGAGGAGGACGACGACGAAGACGAGGAGAUGGAGGACCUUGACGAGGACGAGGAGAAUGAGUGGGAGUCGGACGAGGCGGGUGAGGACGAGGAGGACGAGGAAGACGAGGAGGCGGAGGAAGUCGUCCCCGAGCCCGUCGUUGCCAAGCCACGGUCGAUCCUCAAGAAGCCCUCCAAGGGCGCCUCUGCCGCCGCCGCAUCCAAGAAGCGUCCCUCUCCCGCCGCCGCGGCGGCCAAGGCGAUGCUGCGUGCGCCUCCGAAGGCGACAGCCGUGGCCGCGCCGAAGAAGACGGCGCGCAUUGCCGACGAGCCGCUCGCGGCACGGAAGCGUGCGGCGCCGGCUGCGCCGAAGAACGCCCUGGCUAAGGCGGUGGCAGAGGCGGAUGCCAAGGAGGAGAACCCGCUGAGCAAGAAGGCCAUGCGGGCGGCGAAGCGGCAGCGACGAUGAGCGUCGAUUGCUCUCCGGGCCCCCACUAGACAUCUUGCUUCCCCUCCACACUUCAUCUGUUGCCUCACUCUCACUCUCUGCAUCGGUUCACGAGUCCAAUCAUUGAUUUAGCUAC
This is a messenger RNA of Tilletiopsis washingtonensis, 2220 nucleotides long. RefSeq lists its product as hypothetical. Gene Ontology annotation, cellular component: nucleolus. The transcript has 6 exons. NCBI's taxonomy places the organism in Eukaryota, Fungi, Basidiomycota, Exobasidiomycetes, Entylomatales. The coding region runs from base 15 to 2105 and encodes 696 amino acids. The record is from RefSeq and is a predicted model, not a curated record.